GCGCAUGCUGAACAUUUACGCGCCAUUUUUUGCUUCGGGAAGACAGAAGAUUUCGUCCAGCACGUAAAAUUACCAAAAACUUACUCGUUUUCAUACGUAUGAUAUUUGCAUGAGCUUGAGGUGAUUAUUGACGAUGGGGGAAGCAUUUGAGCAGGCCAAACCGCGGGUGAACGCGUCCAUGUUGCCGCAGCACAUCGGGAAGUUCGUCUGUCUGCUGGGGGAAGUUAUGGACGUGGAUCCAAACGGUUUGAUGUUUGCAGUAAAGACAAGUGACGGACAGCGGGUACAGAUUAACCUACCAGAACCGCUAGAGGAGAUGGUAUCAGGAACGGUGGAGAUUGUCGGGGAGGUGACCAACAACUGUCAAGUCACCUGUCAGAGCUACAUCCUGUUUGGGGGAGACUUCGACAUGAACUUGUAUGAUGAAGCCAUCAAGCUGGCAACGGAACACAGCAAAUACUACCCACUCUCUGAGAGCAGUAACUUCUAGGACACACAGAACUGUUUGGACCAUUGUGAACCAUGCACUAAGUGCAAGGACAUUACAUUGAAUAUACCUGUAAAUUGAGACGAUGAAAACCUGCAAUUUUGUUACAGAUUUGACUAAAAUACAGAUCUUUUAUGGUAUAGUGAUAUCAAAAGAUAGGGUUGGUAAGGGGGAAACAAAAGAGUACUUUAAGAAACGCUAAGUGUCUGUAAUACUGUUUAUUCAAAAUGUGUUGAAAAUUUUUCAUGGAGUCACCACAAAAGCAUAUUUUACUGUUAUAUGACUUAUUGUUUGUAUUUUGAAUUCAAUUCAAAGUGUAAGGUGUGAAUUUAUAAGUCAAAAUACUAAAGUCUUUCAAUUAUGAGUCUGAAAACAAAGAAAACACAAAGACUUUGGUCAGUUCAAUUCUGACAUGGGCUUAACCAGUUUUAUUGCUCAUAUUAUCUCUGUACAUCUAUCACUACACACUAUUCUAUCUAGCAGAUUUGACAAAAUAGCUCUUUUUGUAUAUCUUCUUGUAACUUGAGAACCUACAGUCUUCCACAGUAUAUAUUAUACAUACCUUACCAUCUGUUACAGUGCUUGCUUGUUGGUCUGAUUUCUUAGUUAUAGCCCAUGUUAUAACUACACAGAAAUCCAUAUAGUUGUCAGUGUAGAAUUGUGUAACACAGCUUUUGCUACAUGUACAUUCUUUCAACGAAAUACAUUUCGUCACUACAUCCUUU
This is a messenger RNA of Branchiostoma belcheri (Belcher's lancelet), 1212 nucleotides long. Its product is annotated as replication protein A 14 kDa subunit-like. The coding region runs from base 134 to 490 and encodes 118 amino acids. Gene Ontology annotation, biological process: base-excision repair; mismatch repair; DNA replication. Gene Ontology annotation, cellular component: DNA replication factor A complex; nucleus; site of double-strand break. The record is from RefSeq and is a predicted model, not a curated record. The transcript has 4 exons. Gene Ontology annotation, molecular function: single-stranded DNA binding; damaged DNA binding. NCBI's taxonomy places the organism in Eukaryota, Metazoa, Chordata, Leptocardii, Amphioxiformes, Branchiostomatidae.